AUGCAGAACAGUUACUGCGCAACGGUCAUUUUACUAUCGCGCUGUAAGUGCCUUGAACUCUCUGACUGCAGACACUAGAAAUAGCCCGUCACUAUGUACCUUUAAGAGGAGCGUCAAACGCGAAUUGCGGUAGCAGAACCCAUACGUUAAAUAGUUAAUAUUUGAUUUAUUUUAGAUCUCCAAAGAGAUAACGUAAUUGUACGCGCAUAGUUUAGGCUUUUAGUUUUGUACCAAGAUUGUAAUCAAUUUAAGCUUUUUCUUCUUAUCCCGUUCUUUUGUUAGCAUUUGUAAAUUAACUUCAGAAUAGCCCUUUGGGAGAGUUAGGAAAAGUUAUUGUAUUGUAUUGCAUGAUAUAACAGGAAUCACGGUGAAUAGGGCAACAAGAAUGUUUAAAAACAAUUACAGGUUUUAUGGCGGAAAAAGCAACAACUCUGCACAGUUUCUUGAAGAUUUCUUUGCCGCCACCGCACGACUACGACGUAAAAAUUGCAUAAUUUCACGUUUUGUGGGGGCCGUAAACGAGCGACGACGAAUUUUGUUUCCUGUUUCCUAUCUUAAAUUCAUGCGGUCGUCGUUGCUAAAGCUUCUGAUGUUUGGUUCUAGUUUUCCAAGCGUCGGAUAGCGCUAUCCACCAGAUAAAUCAUCAUCCAGUAUGAGUGUGAGGAAAACUAAUUCCGCCAUCUAGUGUGUAAAGAUUUUUCCGGUGGAUAGCGUUAUCAACCUUAGGAAAGAAACUGGGGCCUUGUGGAUAGCGUUAUCGACCUUUUGACCAACUAGAACCUGAUUCAGUGCAAAUGGUGCAAAUUACAAAAUAGGCUCACUUGAAAUGUUUUAUCGCGAUGAAUGUCAGCUACAUAUACCGUAUGUAUUCGAAUAAGCGCCCAACCUCGAAUAAGCGCGCACCUCGAAUAAGCGCCCACCCCCUCCUCCCCCCAAUCAAACUCAAAUAAGCACUCACCCCCACCUCAUCCAAUUAAGUGAAUAAGUUCCAAUAAGAGACUUCCUUGAGGACGGAGUUUUCUUCAGAGUAUUUUACAGAAACCUUGCUUUGUUACUUCUUCGCGUUUGGUUAGUAGCAUUUAUUAUUUUGUUGCAAAAUAAACAUACUUCACUUGCUGAAAAUGGUGAAAAUCUAAUAAGCGCCCAGCCUCGAAUAAGCGCCCAGCCUCGAAUAAGCGCCCACUCUCAAGGUCCAAAAAUUUAAUAAGCGCCCAGGGCGGUUAAUCGAAUAAAUACGGUACUCUGUAUUUUGUUCAAUAGGGUUACGUCCCCGGACUGUUUGGUGUGUCACAUGGUCCUCUCCAGUUCAUGGCUUAUGAAGAACUUAAGAAAGGCUACAGCCAUUACUUUGGUACACCAAUCAAUAAAAAAUUGGUAAGUUAACAAGUCAGUGUUAAGUGGUUGUUCACAUUGAUCAUAACUUAAGUUUCGUUUACGAGCAAGGAUGUACAAUUGUCAGUACAGAAACUAUAGAUUUUCAUUAUCACAACAGGAUGUGAUUGUAUAAUUAUCUAGUAUACUGUUUUUGCAUUCUCUGCUUGAGAGGGUAUUUCUGUUUCUUGCGGCUCAUUUUAAGAAUGCGAAGAUCUAGCAGUUUGCUAAGAAAAGUGAUACCGACCUAAUAUAUUAAAGCUAUGUACUGUUAAAUUGUACGGCUUAGAUUGUAAAGGGUAUGGCUGUUGACCCCUUGUUCGAGUGAAACAGCGUAAGCUUGUCCUUUCUGAAACAAUGGUUUUUAAUAUAGUGUGUUUCUUUCUAUCACUCGUCUCUUGAACGCUGACAUAAGGGAGGGCAAAUUAAGGUUUUUGGUCUGAGGCAGGGUAGGCUUUCAGGAAGCAUGCUGCACACCCCCACCGUAAUUUUCAACAGUACCCCCCUCCCCUCCCCCGCUGGACCAGUACUUGACCAGUACCUUUGUUUUCCGUAAAAGGUGCAUCAUCAGGAGAAAAAUGAUGGAAUCUUUGAACACCAAGAACAUGAUUUCGUAGAAAUUCAUUCUCCUACUACAGCUGUAAGGCACGAACAAACCACAAUCGAUGAUUUCUAAUUGAUUUUCUUUAAAUAGCACUGCUAAAUUUUAAAACAUUGGUCCCCUCUUUACCGACCAGUCAACUUAAAAGAUUCCUAAAUAUUGACUCUGGCAAAUGCCUUGAUGGGCUACCAGCAGUGUCUGUCUGCCAGAAUUAAUGGAGCUGUUUACUUAUAGUAACAGGUCAUUGAAUAAUAAGAAAACAGUUAAAGCCCUUUUUCAAGGUGUGAGCAAACCACAGUCGGUGGUUUUUGAGCCCUGUCAAACUAAAAACAUCGGCCCAGCCUUCUGAAAUUCUCCUUCUAUCUCGACCUAUCUUUAGCUUAAGACACUCCUGUUAGUGAAUUUUGUGGUUAUAAAAGAAGGUGGACCAACCCGCUUGCCGAGAUCUCGGCUCGAACAACCGGGAUCUCGGCCUCGUCCUCUCAUGCGUAUUUAUCUUAACAGUUAGCUAAUUGGGGGCACUUUCCUACGUGCUGGCACACUAAUCUAUUAAAUGACUUUGAAAUUAAUGAUCUUACCUAAAAUCUAAAACUAUAUACAAAUGUCCACGACUCAAAAUUUACACAGGUCACAGCAGGAACUUCUCCGGAAUAGAUGUAGCAAGUAGAAAGUUUUUAUACCAAGACGACGCUAAAACAGACCCUUAGUAUGCAUUGUUUCCUCCUCCUUCUAGAGUUCAACAGAGUACUUGAUAAUGGUAUCAUUAUCAAAGAUCUUCGCUGCCACAGCCACGUAUCCGUAUCAAGUAGUCAGAUCAAGACUACAGGUAAACAGACCUCCCACUUUUUAUCUCUUAGUGUAAGGUUAUGCCCACAAGAUUAAUUCCAACAGGAACUUUUUAGCUGGUGAUUCACGUGGUACAAAACCGCCAUGCUGGAGAGUAAGGGACACACUGAGACAAGACAAACAAAAGGCUCACUAGACUUUCUCAAACCCCGUUUCCGGUGUCUGCUUGUUCGGUGGUCGGUUGGCGCUCGUCUUGCGAUUUCUCUUUCGCUCGCUUGGCGCAGUGGACUUGUGGCAAGUUUAAAUGCUCACGGCAUUUAAAAUCGUAAUUCCCUUUGUUUGUCUUCUCCCAGUGCGAUUCUUGCUCUCCAGCAUUACGUUUUUUUUUGUACCACUUGAAUGGCUAGCUGCAAAGGGCCUAUUAAGUUUUAUAAAAUAACUGAGAUAGUACGCGUGAUCUGAUUAGUCAAAAACCUAUGGUUUAUUAUACCGGUAAACCCAGAAAAAAAGACAUCCGGACCACGAGCCAUCAACAAAACCCGCUAUUGAUCUGCAAACAACGAUUUUAGAAAGGCUAAAAAACAGAACAAGUUACUUACCGUAGCCCUUCUUAAUAUUAAAAGCGAUGGUUUCCACAUUUUAUUACUGAGGGUCACAAUUCGCGACUGCCAUAGCUUUAGAAGUUGUAAAGUACAAAGCUGGAAAGCAGUUUACAUUUCACGACGAUGCCACAUCGCAGAGAAAGACAACAACUGUGUGAAUUUCUGGUGUAGAAAGUCUCUAGGAAAACUUAACCAUGUGCCAACCAGCUACAAAACGGAUAGUUUUAGCAUUCUUGAUUUAUUUUAUGUCAAAAUUAAAUUCCUUAAUGAAAGAAAUUGUUCCAAAAAGAGAUCUCUGAUCAAGAUAUGGUACAAAAUCGGCCGCUGUAGGUUGUAAACAAGCUGCCAACGAUGCAGCAACGAUGAUGAAAGAUGUCAGAGUUUCGGGCUGGUUUUUUUCCAACAUUUGCACAAAUUAUUCGGUGAUAUCGAUCCCAUAACCUACCUCAAACCACGUGACUUCACAAAUCGAGAAAUAUUAGCGCCAAUAUGUGGCUACGGCAAAGAAACCUUUCUUCACCACUGACAUAUUUCCAUCGGUCGCUGUACGUGCAUAUAAAGUUACAUGCGACAACUUCGCAAAUGCAGCCAUGUCGUUACCGCAGCAUUUCUUGAUCAUAAUAAAGUCCAGAAAACAGAUCUUAAACCACUGCGGCUUGUAAAAUGUGAAUGAAGUCCUCCAUUACAAUAGCUGCCAGUUCCGUCUGUAAGCACGAAAGCUUGUAAAUCACUCUCCUUCGGCUCGUGAUUUACAAGCUUUUCUCGUGUUCUCCCAACAUCCCGUGUGGGUUAUCACGCCGGUAAACCCAUAGAAAGUGUGGUCUAUUGCUUAAAUGAACGCAUACAAAUUUAUAGCUGUUUUUCCCUAGCGACGGAGUCUGGGUUGAAGUCGUAAGAGCAGUCGUUAAGACGCUUACAGCCCAUCAAAACUCGGAGUCGUAAGCAGAGUCAAAAGUGCGAGGGAGUUGUAAUCAGUACGUUACCGUUUUGCUCCGACUCUACCCACUAUGACAGCAGCAUGCCCAGCUACCCUUUGUAUCCUACUCUUCCCAAAACAAAAGAAAACUCUGUGCGCCUCCGAGUUCCAAGUAGCCAACUCCCUAGGGGUUACCACCCAGCGCUUUAAAAAUAGUUUCAUCAAUACGCACUUUAUUAAAAACAACGUAGCAAUCUUAUGUUAAGUUGUUGUUGCUGUUUUUCUUUUUUUAAUGCUUAUGUUAAUAUUGUAUACAGAAUUUAAAGUUUUGUACUCUUUUGGCUUUUUAACUGAUUUUAAAUUUUGGAAAAUGUAAGUUUUAUAUUAGUUUAGCUUGAAUGCAUUUUUGCUUAAACAAAUAAUAGUGACUAAAGACUUUUAAUUUACACCGUUGCUUACGAUCUAAUGCGAGAAACAGAAUUGUCCGAAAAUUUUAAAAUCUUUAGAAUGCGUUUUGAUUCACCUUGAAACGGCUAGUUGUGGAGCAAAUGUCAAGAAAAAGUUCAUCCUAGUAAUUAUUUUAAAUACAAAGUAAAAAAUGUUCAAUUCUUAAAGCUCCCUCUUCCUUUUAUACAGUUUUAAGCUAAGUUAUUCAUCAGAGCUCAUUUCCUUAAAAGCAAUGUUUUUUUGGUUUGUUUUGUUUUAUUUUGUAGAAUCAAUACACAAUGGCCGAAUACAAUGGAGCAGUGGACGUUAUCCGUAAAACUUUCAGGUGAGAUGAGGGACUCGCUUCGUCUAUUCUUUUUUGUUGAAAGGAGUUUUGAAAGUGAAAUUUUCCAGCCCUGUAAGAUUUAUACCUUAAACAGUCGCCUUCUGACAUUAGCUUUUUUGUCGACUUUAUAGAUACGAAGGAGUGAGAGGAUUUUAUAAAGGAUUGGUUCCUAAUGUUCUCAGGUGAGAUCCCCAACAAAAGAGCUCCUAGGUUUUACCCGUCUGGAUGACAGUGAGUAAUUGGCAGGCCCUAGUUAUUCAAAAGGUAGAUAUGCUAUCCACUGUAUAAGUCACUAUCCAGCGGAUAACGCAGUUGGUAUCUUUAAUACGUAUCCACACUGGAUAGUGAUUUAUCCGGUGGAUUGCGUUAUAGAACAUUUUAUCAACCGGGGCCAGAACUGUAAUGUAGAUAAAAGGACAACAGCACUUGUCCUCUUUAACAGUAAGCUCAGUCUUCACACGUAAAAGUUCAGUGCAGUUAUUAACGCAACUGUGCGUAAAAAAGCCAAACAAACAAACCCGGAAGGUAGCAUACGCCGUAUUACGGGGACGUCACUGGCUGGCUCUAUUGGUUCAUUCACUAGCUUACUGUUAUCCUCCCACCCCGUGCUAUGCAUGAUUAGUGCAACAAAAGAGGCGGUAGACCACACCACCUGGGAAACAUUUCCUAUUCUUUUUCAACAAUAGUGGCAGUUGGCUGUUUUACAACACUAUGCGAAAGUAAUGAUAUCAAACUUCUCCGAAAUUCGUCAAAAUUCACGAAUUUCGAGAGGGAAUAUCGGUAAAAGUCGGUGCAUCUGUUGUCGGCGAAAUUUCGUGCAAUGAGUCGAAAUGGGACGAAAAUUCGGCUUAAAACGAAUGUUCAGUACUGUUCGUCCCCUUUUGAUGAACUAUUAAUGAUAGGAAGGAUGAAGGAAGUAAGGCCAAAGGCCUAGAAAUAAUGAUAAUAAUUUAAGAAUUAAUAACGCGCAGAUAUCUAUGUAACUAUAAUGAAAUCCGCGAUAUUAUGAUUGCCUUUUCCGAUUUUUAAGGCCACUUCCCGAUCGUCUGGUCUGAGUCAAGGUCUUAAACAGACAGCGGUGUGGCAUUUUCUUUUGAUAAUGAACUCUGUGACCGCCCGGGAUUUAUACCCGCUCCUCCAGCCUGCUUUAUUUGACUGAAAUAAGGCUCAUACUAGAAACAGACAAACCAACCAACAAAUAGGCAUGGAAAGUUGAAGUGAUAAUAGAAAAUGAUAACUGUAGUUUGAUCUGGUUAUAAUGGUCACCCUCGACGAGGGACUUGCCGCCUAAUGAAGGUGGUCACUCAAUAAAAGAUCACAAGAAUUACCCACUGGGUGUGGCGGUCGAAACGCAAUUUAUUGAUAGUCUUCAUAGAAGAACACUUCAUUCAAUUCUUCAUUCUAUCAAACUAUAAAGCAAUCAACGUCCUUUCAGGCGAACUAUACCAGGGCGACCCUGAUCUGUAUUGAUCUUUCACUUUCUAUUCUUUCAACAAAGUUGCUGACUUGUAGCCGUAACGGGGAAAUAAACUCACCGUCAUGAUAAAGGACUAUCCGUUAUCCUGCCGGCCAACCAGACAGUGUUUGCGAGCCCUGACGCUCACACCGAAAUGUCUCAUUCCUUCACUUUCUUACAUUUGCGGGUGCUCGCUAGUUCACACAGGCAAAAAUAACAAGAAAGGCAAAACAUGGACUGCAAAGGGGUAGCUGAGGUCGCUUAAUAAAGGUGGCCACUUGUUAAAGAUGACGAUUACAAUGUUUGUACUGUAUGCAGGGAAGUUCAGAACUUUGAAAACAACUCGCUAAUACAUACAGUUAAAACGAACAACUAGACAAAACGUAAAGGAACAGCACAUGAAAAAACAAACGAACAUAGUAAAAGGCACGAGACAAACGUUGUUUGUGAUUAAGUUUGUUUGUUUUUGUUUUUACAGAGUGACUCCAGCGUGUGCUCUGACAUUCGUGGUAUACGAAAACGUCAUCCAUUUUCUCAUGCCGUCCAGCUUGCUUUAA
Porites lobata is the source of this 7061-nucleotide messenger RNA. The record is from the annotation of a GenBank genome assembly. Lineage: Eukaryota; Metazoa; Cnidaria; Anthozoa; Scleractinia; Poritidae.